Molecule: messenger RNA, 1526 nt
Organism: Girardinichthys multiradiatus
Lineage: Eukaryota; Metazoa; Chordata; Actinopteri; Cyprinodontiformes; Goodeidae
Gene: dub
Product: duboraya
Exons: 7
Coding region: 82-1071 (329 amino acids)
Source: RefSeq, a predicted model, not a curated record
ACUGUGUGUGUUCACAACGAUUGAAGCUGUGGGUGACUUUAUUAUCUGAGGAAUGUCAGCUAUGUGAACCCUUCAGCUGAGAUGGACACGGAUCAUCUCCACGUCAACAGCUGGGUGUAUAAACCACUGAAUAUCUUUGUGAGGACCCCGCUGUGGGACAAACUGCAGAAUGAGGCUCCGCCCCGCCGCUCUGUGGCCGAACUCGCAGGAAAAUUCAAAGGCCCGGCUCCUCAACCAAACAGCGCUGCUGGGAACCAGGCGGAUAAACCUGUGAGGCGACGACCGCCGAGAACCUUGCAGCUUCAAAACCUGGACACAGAUGAGACGCAGCCUCCUUCAGGAGCAACAUCUCCUCCCAAAGCCAAGAGGAACUCUGCUCUCGUCGAGAAACUCCAGGCCAACCUGACUCUCGGCUCCCCAACGAUGGCUCCUCUUAAGAGCCCUGGACUAAGGAUGCUACCUCCUGGCUUCACCCCGCCCUCUCCUGGCUCUGCCCCCCCAGUUCCUAUGGCAACCACAUCAUCCAUAGCGACCCCCACCAGCCCUGUCCCCACCUCUCCAUCAACAGAAAGCCCCACCUCCUUUGAAGCCCCUCCAUCUGUUGCAGAGGGAAACAUCCUGCAGAGCAUCAACAAGGGCAGACCCAAAGGCUCCAUCAGGCGACGCCCUCCAUCCCGUUGUCACAGGAAGUCCAGCAGUGGAGACGAUGCGGGAGUCGGAAAUUACGUAGCUGAUACACACCUGAUCUCCCAGGCUGAGGGAGAGGAGAAAACCACCGCAGGAGGAGGAAGUGAGGAAGAGGGAGGAGAGGUAUUUAGGAAGGACGGUACGACAGAAACUUCAACACCACCUGAGAAGAAAGAAACUAAUGAAGAAGAGGAGACGAAGAGCAGCGCUGAUGUGAAGGAGAAAGAGGAGGAAUGUACAUCUUUACCACAGCAGGGGGAGGAUGAGGAGGAGAAAGAAAAGGAAAAGGAGGUGGAGGAAAAAACAUCUAAAGCAAAACAAAAAGAUCCAACUGAUGAAACAACAAAAGAGGAAGAAGAGAAGGACGAGAGUUCUUCCCGAUGAGAAAUCGGACAUUUGGCCAAGUCGGAGCGAGGUCACCGUGACGUUGAGCCCUUGGAGUGCAGCGAGGGAGACCCUGUGGCACCAACACCUAAGGGGAAAAUGGCUGUGGACGCUAGGAAGAGAAAUGUCUGAAAAACUUAGCCAACGUUCGAAAUGAAGCCUCAUUUUCUGAAGUUCAGCUUUGAAUUAAGCUCCAAAAGCAGCUGAUGUGGUUUUACUAAUCGAAGCUUUUACACACUGCAGCGCUGCAUUUGAUCCUUUUUUAAGAAGAACAUGUGAAUUUUGUGUUUUUUGCAAUGUUUUCUUGGUGUUUGGUGCUUUUGAAAUUGUGAAUUAUGAUUAUUUCUACAAUGUAAAGAUUUAUAGGUGAAUUAUCAAUGUUCAGAGCUGUGAGAACAAACACCUGAGGCCUUAUUCUGAAAUACUGAAUUAAAAAGAAGUUUUUACAAACACCA